Molecule: messenger RNA, 2075 nt
Organism: Paramecium sonneborni
Lineage: Eukaryota; Ciliophora; Oligohymenophorea; Peniculida; Parameciidae
Source: the annotation of a GenBank genome assembly
AUGAAGGGAAUAAGAUGGUAUGCUUUAGAUCCUCGAGAGAAACAUUGCAUUGAAAUUAAAAGAUAUUUAAGGUAAGCAAUCGAAUUUGCUGGUAUAAAAUUAGCAAUCAUUUUUCUAAUUGACUUGCUUGUGUAUUUUUUAUCAAUAUUAUCGAUUCCUAAACUAAUAUUAUUGUUGAUUUAAAUUAUACCUGUGCUAUUGUACCUAGAAAACAAUAUUCGAUAAUUAGUUUAUGUUGGAAAGAUUACCUAAACAGCUAUUUAAUAUGAAACUAAUGUAAAAUAGAAUAGACAAUUUUUUAUUUACAAUCUAAAAAGAGAUAACAAUGUAGGAUUUUCUACUAUUAUUGAUUAAAUUAAAUUAACCUUAUAGGCUUUGCUUUUCAGUUUUUUGCUAUUGCUUCAAACUUCAUUAUUUGACAUCUUAGUAAUAAUUUUGCCUGAAAAUACAAUAAUCUCAUUUAUAAUUAAACACGUCGAUUAUUUACUUUAUGCCGUUUAUAUAACAACAGGUUAUAUUUCAUUAAAGAUUCCUUACUAGGAUCACUUGCCUUAUUAUUUGCAUACCUACAUAGGAUAUUUAAUAGGUUAUUCAGUCAUAUUAUCAUAUAUUUUAAAUGUCUAUUUUAGUUUUCCAAAACUAGGUAUAGUUUUUUCAAUUUUAUCUCCAAUAUGCUUAUUAAGAGAAUUUUAGAUUGAUGCCCCUUUAAUCACAGAGAUAGAAGAGAAAUCAUUUAGUGAAAGUAUGAAAUGAAGCUUAUUUAGAUGUUGAUCUUUUGAUUAAAAAUUUUUUAGGUGAAAAUGGAAUACCGAGAACAUCAUAUGAACAUCAUUUGAAAAUGGCAGAAAAUGAUAAAGUAUAUAAAACUAAGUUAAGAAAAACUAUUGGAUGGUUCACACUAGCAAGAGGAUUAAGACCAUAUGUUAUAAAUCCAUUGAAUAAAGCGAUUAUUAUAUUUAUGAAGAUAUACAAUUCUUUAAUAGGAAUUGCUUGNAAUAAAGUCAAUUAUAUAAUUAAAAUGUAAUAUAUACAAACUUAAUCAAUACUUUUCCUUUAUGGAUUAUUUGAUAGUAUUAAAUUCAUGAAGGGAAUAAGAUGGUAUGCUUUAGAUCCUCGAGAGAAACAUUGCAUUGAAAUUAAAAGAUAUUUAAGGUAAGCAAUCGAAUUUGCUGGUAUAAAAUUAGCAAUCAUUUUUCUAAUUGACUUGCUUGUGUAUUUUUUAUCAAUAUUAUCGAUUCCUAAACUAAUAUUAUUGUUGAUUUAAAUUAUACCUGUGCUAUUGUACCUAGAAAACAAUAUUCGAUAAUUAGUUUAUGUUGGAAAGAUUACCUAAACAGCUAUUUAAUAUGAAACUAAUGUAAAAUAGAAUAGACAAUUUUUUAUUUACAAUCUAAAAAGAGAUAACAAUGUAGGAUUUUCUACUAUUAUUGAUUAAAUUAAAUUAACCUUAUAGGCUUUGCUUUUCAGUUUUUUGCUAUUGCUUCAAACUUCAUUAUUUGACAUCUUAGUAAUAAUUUUGCCUGAAAAUACAAUAAUCUCAUUUAUAAUUAAACACGUCGAUUAUUUACUUUAUGCCGUUUAUAUAACAACAGGUUAUAUUUCAUUAAAGAUUCCUUACUAGGAUCACUUGCCUUAUUAUUUGCAUACCUACAUAGGAUAUUUAAUAGGUUAUUCAGUCAUAUUAUCAUAUAUUUUAAAUGUCUAUUUUAGUUUUCCAAAACUAGGUAUAGUUUUUUCAAUUUUAUCUCCAAUAUGCUUAUUAAGAGAAUUUUAGAUUGAUGCCCCUUUAAUCACAGAGAUAGAAGAGAAAUCAUUUAGUGAAAGUAUGAAAUGAAGCUUAUUUAGAUGUUGAUCUUUUGAUUAAAAAUUUUUUAGGUGAAAAUGGAAUACCGAGAACAUCAUAUGAACAUCAUUUGAAAAUGGCAGAAAAUGAUAAAGUAUAUAAAACUAAGUUAAGAAAAACUAUUGGAUGGUUCACACUAGCAAGAGGAUUAAGACCAUAUGUUAUAAAUCCAUUGAAUAAAGCGAUUAUUAUAUUUAUGAAGAUAUACAAUUCUUUAAUAGGAAUUGCUUGA